Messenger RNA from Phodopus roborovskii (desert hamster), 551 nucleotides. RefSeq names its product NADH:ubiquinone oxidoreductase subunit A11 (gene Ndufa11). The record is from RefSeq and is a predicted model, not a curated record. The transcript has 4 exons. Bases 88 to 513 code for a protein of 141 amino acids. Lineage: Eukaryota; Metazoa; Chordata; Mammalia; Rodentia; Cricetidae. Gene Ontology annotation, biological process: mitochondrial respiratory chain complex I assembly.
CUGAAGCCUCGCGAGAGUUGGCCUUGCCGGCUGCCCUUGAGUUCACUGCUUCGUGGGUCUCCGGAGCAAGCUUGGCCAGGCAAAGCCAUGGCCCAGCUGCUUCUCAAGGCCUACGAUGAGGUCCCCGACGGCACCCAGUGUCACCGCAAGGCCUACAUCACCACUGCCCUCGGAGGCCUCAUCGGUGCGAUAGGCUCAGCCUACAGCGUUGUACUCAACCCCGCAGAUUCCCACCUGGAAGCAAUGGCCAGGGCUGGCCGGUACACAUUCACUGCAGCUGCUGUCGGAGCUAUGUUUGGCCUUGCCACCUGUGUCAGUGCCCAAGUCCGAGAGAAGCCGGAUGACCCCCUGAACUACUUCAUCGGAGGCUGUGCCGCAGGCUUGACCCUGGGAGCACGCACUCACAACUAUGGGACUGCAGCCGUGAGCUGUGUAUACAUGGGCACUGCGGCCACGCUGUUCAAGAUUGGCAAGCUGGAAGGCUGGGAUUUAUUUGCCACCCCCAAGGUGUGAGCAGAACCCCCACAGCAAAUAAACACUGUGUGUCCCUG